Acanthopagrus latus (yellowfin seabream) is the source of this 1682-nucleotide messenger RNA. RefSeq names its product small vasohibin binding protein. Bases 202 to 402 code for a protein of 66 amino acids. Gene Ontology annotation, cellular component: apical part of cell. Gene Ontology annotation, biological process: protein secretion; negative regulation of protein ubiquitination. The transcript has 3 exons. NCBI's taxonomy places the organism in Eukaryota, Metazoa, Chordata, Actinopteri, Spariformes, Sparidae. The record is from RefSeq and is a predicted model, not a curated record.
CAGAAGAAGUCAAAGCGGAACCCAAACGCUUUGACUUGCGAAACUCGGAUUUGUUUAUUGGUGACACCGUGGGAACAGCUGUUUUGAUCGGCUAGUUCCUAGCUACAGCAGGAUUGCUGGCUUUUUACGUUGAUCAAACAAUAUCACGUUUUCAAUUUCAUUUCUUUUUAUACAUCACUGGCUGACCGGGAGCCUGUCACCAUGGAGCCUGCCUGCCGUAAAGACAAGUCAAAGCUGAACUCUACCCCGACCAGAGGAGACAGAGCCAGACAGAAGUCUGCACAGCAAGAGCUCAAACAGCGACAGAGAGCAGAGAUUUAUGCGUUGAACAAGGUAAUGACAGAGUUGGAGCAGCAGCAGUUUGAGACCUUCUGUAAACAGAUGCAGUCACAAGGAGAAUGAUGUCUUUCUGCCUUCCCCUUUCACCUGGACCAGGAUCCUUCCCCCCCCACAAACACCAUGUGCGCACACUAUUAAGGACACACAACCAAACACUCAUACUUAAGGCUUUUACACACACCAGGAACGCGGCGAAUGAACGAGAAGAAUAUGCAAAAAUACUUGCCUGCUAAUGUGUCACUUCAAAACUGUUGAUAGGAUGACGAUAGCAGGAUCCAAUAUGCGAAUUGCGACUGGUAGAAGAACAGUGCGUUCUUGCAGAGCUCCGGGAUCUUUGGAGUUGUACAGAUAUAUUACAGCUUCAGUUCCCAGUCGGUAAAUCCAACACACACAGCAGUCCAUCGGUGCAGGGAGCGAUCAAUGUCACCCAUCACCAGUCACCUUUGUCCUUUGUCAUAUUGUCUACAUAAUUUUGUUGUCCUUCUUCAUAUAAUACAGUGAUUGAUUGAUUGAUUGAUUGAUUGAUUGAUGCCCUCAUUUGCAGUGCAAAAGUUCAGAAAAAUCAAUCUCAUUCAGAAUUUUUUUUUUGCUUUUCACAGUGUAGUAUUCGCCGUCUGUGUGCCAAUACUGACAAAAACAUUAGUUUGGAAAAAAGACAUUGUUGACGUCCGAUGUGUAAAGGCCUUGAGACCUACAUUCAGCAAGACAAUCUUUGUUCAGCUGACUCUGAAAAGCUGUACUGUUGAGGUCCUGCGCUUAAAUCUCAACCUUUGUUACAUUCAUGUAAAUUAAUAUGAGCCUCUAUGCUCUUAUUUUACAGUACUGUCAAAAAAGUUUUUUUUGAGAGCUGAUUUAAAUUGAUUUGGCCGAACACAGAUUAUAAGCUGUAUUCUGAUCCUUCCUGUGCUAAGGAGGGACAGAUGUUAUCAGUGUUGUCAGCUUGUCGGAGACCUAUAACUUAAGGCACAGCUGUAUAACCACUGGGAAGUGUGUAGAUAUAAAUUAAGCUGCAUUUAGUUACUUUUGAUCAUUACGGACCCCAUACAAAGAAACUUUUAGUAUGCAAUGAAGUUUAAACAAUCAAGCUGAACACUACCCACCCAUGUGUAUUUGUUACUAACAGGCGGAUGAAGCCCUCUGAAGCUUUGGCGCUUCCUUUUGGAUUGUGCCAAAACAUUAUCCGUAGUUUUUGGGCCUUAGACUCAGUGAGCAGUUGCAGCAGCCCUUCAAGACCGGAGCCAAAGCACUGCAACACCUCACUGUAUUUACAGUUUCAAUCUCAUGGGUGCAAGAAGUAAAAUACAAGAAGUUAAUGUGUUAUUUAUUAAACCGCAGGACGCUUG